CCCGGCCCUGCUCUCAGUCGGAGCGGAGCGGCUGGCGGAGCGCAGCGGAUCGCCAGGUCAGCCAUGUCAUCCGAGCCGCCUCCACCAGCACAGCCCCCCACUCACCAGGCUUCAGUCGGGCUGCUGGACACCCAACAGGCCCGAAAUCGCUCACCAUCCCCUCUGCGGGGCAACGUGGUCCCGAGCCCGCUGCCCACUCGCCGGACGAGGACCUUCUCAGCGACGGUGCGGGCUUCACAGGGCCCCGUCUACAAAGGAGUCUGCAAAUGCUUCUGUCGAUCCAAGGGCCACGGCUUCAUCACCCCGGCCGACGGCGGCCCAGACAUCUUCCUGCACAUCUCCGACGUGGAAGGGGAGUACGUGCCAGUGGAAGGCGACGAGGUCACCUAUAAGAUGUGCUCCAUCCCGCCCAAGAACGAGAAGCUGCAGGCCGUGGAGGUGGUCAUCACCCACCUGGCGCCGGGCACCAAGCACGAGACCUGGUCCGGCCACGUGGUCAGCUCCUAGGAGAGGCGGAAGCACCCCUCCUCCCCUGCUUGCGGGAGACUCUGGGGGGAGGAGGCCCAGACCGGAGAUGACUUUCUGCCGCUUGAGAUGGGCCUUCAAAGGGGGGAGCACGGCCCCUUUCAAGUGCCUCCUGGAGGAGGGGGUGUGGGGGGCAGGCACGGGGGUGCCCUCGGCCACCAGCACGGCCUCUGACCAUCGCCAGGACCUCUCACCAUCUGAAAAGCAUUAAAAGCAUUGAAAAAGGAGA
Molecule: messenger RNA, 754 nt
Organism: Ceratotherium simum simum (southern white rhinoceros)
Lineage: Eukaryota; Metazoa; Chordata; Mammalia; Perissodactyla; Rhinocerotidae
Gene: CARHSP1
Product: calcium regulated heat stable protein 1
Biological process (GO): regulation of mRNA stability
Cellular component (GO): cytoplasm
Molecular function (GO): mRNA 3'-UTR binding
Source: RefSeq, a predicted model, not a curated record